CAGAGAGGAGCCAGCAGCACCAGGAUGGUGCUGCUGGAGAGUGAGCAGUUCCUGACAGAGCUGACCAGCCUCUUCCAGAAGUGCCAGUUGUCGGGCAGCGUGUUCAUCACCCUGAAGAAGUAUGGUGGUCGAACUAAACCCAUUCCAAGGGAGGGUUCUGUGGAGGGCUUUGAGCCCUCAGACAACAAGUGUCUGUUAAGAGCUACCGAUGGGAAAAAGAAGAUCAGCACUGUGGUGAGCUCCAAAGAAGUGAAUAAGUUUCAGAUGGCUUAUUCAAGCCUAUUGAGAGCUAACAUGGAUGGGCUGGAGAAGAGGGACAAAAAGAGCCAGAGUAAGACGAGCAAAGCAGCGCAGUGAAGGGCACCAGAUCUCCCGCUUUCACCAGCUAACCACUGAAUUG
Molecule: messenger RNA, 400 nt
Organism: Lagenorhynchus albirostris (white-beaked dolphin)
Lineage: Eukaryota; Metazoa; Chordata; Mammalia; Artiodactyla; Delphinidae
Product: signal recognition particle 14 kDa protein-like
Exons: 1
Coding region: 25-357 (110 amino acids)
Biological process (GO): SRP-dependent cotranslational protein targeting to membrane
Cellular component (GO): signal recognition particle, endoplasmic reticulum targeting
Molecular function (GO): 7S RNA binding; endoplasmic reticulum signal sequence receptor activity
Source: RefSeq, a predicted model, not a curated record